This is a messenger RNA of Copidosoma floridanum, 597 nucleotides long. RefSeq names its product glycine-rich protein DOT1-like. The record is from RefSeq and is a predicted model, not a curated record. Lineage: Eukaryota; Metazoa; Arthropoda; Insecta; Hymenoptera; Encyrtidae.
AUGCACUCGGGCAUCGGGGGUGGCGGCUCCGGGCAGGGAGGCGGAGGACAGCAGCCGGUCGACUUUGGCUUCGGGCAGCAGGGUGGUGGUUCCGGCACCGGGCACGAGCGCUUCGGUGGAGACGCUGGCGGGUCCAGAGGACAACUGGGCGGGCACUUUGGAGCUUUGCAGGGUUUCGGGCAAGGCUUGUUGCAUGGGCUAGACGGCGGAGGAGGCGGACACUUUGGCUUGCAUGGCGGACACGGCGGCGGACACGGUGGUGGACACGGUGGUGGACACGGUGGUGGACACGGUGGUGGACAUUUCGAAGGGCAAGGUGGAGUUUUCGACGGAUGCGGCGAUGGACACGGAGGUGGACACUUCGGGGGCGGUGGUGGACACGGAGGCGGACACUUCGGGGGAGGUGGUGGACACGGAGGUGGGCACCUCGGGGGCGGCGGUGGACACGGAGGCGGACACGGAGGCGGGCACGGAGGUGGACAAGGCGCGGGUGGGCACUUUGGAGGCGGUGGACACUUGGACGAAAAGAGCUGGGAUUAUCUUCACUACCACCGCGAUUAUAUUGUUGCACCAUACAACUCUUUACGAAACAAGUAA